UAUUCUGGGGGGGGCAUCAUUCCGCUCGUUGCUGGAGGACGCCGGGGCAAACAAAGGCACCAUCACGCGGCAUCCCCUAUCACGUUUACCGUGGAUUUCUGCAACAUCAGGGGACUCCACUCGAACUUGGAGGCCGUCCAUCACCAUCUCGAGACGGCCAAGCCGGCCUUGCUUUUCCUCACGGAGACGCAGAUAUCCUCUCCGGCAGACACUUCGUACCUAUCCUGUCCCGGAUACAAAUUGGAGCACUCCUUUUUGCCUCGGGCCGGGGUAUGUGUGUACGUCAGAGAGGAUAUCUGUUCUCGUCGCCUCAGCCUUCUUGAAGGUAGGGACCUAUCUAUUUUGUGGCUGCGCGUAGAUAGCGAUGACCAUCCGCGAGUCUAUGCGUGCCUCUAUAGGUCCCAUAGCGGUAAUGCCGAAAUAGACCGACUCAUGGAGCAAGUCCAAACGGCUACAGAUUCCGUUCUGGCACAGAUCCCCUCCGCUGAAAUUGUGGUACUCGGCGACUUCAACGCCCACCAUGCCGAAUGGCUCGGUUCCCGUACCACCGAUCACGCGGGGAGAUCUGUCCACGACUUUGCCUUGUCAUAUGAUCUGACGCAGUUGGUUUCCUCGCCCACGCGAAUCCCAGAUGUGGACGAUCAUACACCUUCCCUGUUGGACCUUCUGCUGACCUCACAUCCGGACAGUUAUUUGGUUUCUGUCGAUGCCCCCUUGGGAUCGUCGGACCACUGCCUGAUCCGGACGAGAGUGCCUAUCUCGCGUCGCCCACGGGUCAAACCUAAUGGCCACCGUCGAGUAUGGCACUACAGGUCAGCAGACUGGGAUGGGAUGCGGUCUUUCUUUGCAUCCUACCCAUGGGAGCGUGUGUGCUUCAAGCUGGACGAUCCCGAUGCCGUUGCCGUUUCCGUCUCCGAUGUGGUGCUUCAGGGAAUGGAACUUUUUAUUCCUUCAUCUGUUGUGCCCAUUGGAGGCAAUACUCGGCCCUGGUUUGGUCAAUCCUGCAAAUUAGCUGCACGCAACAAGCAGGAUUGUUAUCGAGCCUGGGCUGAGGCGUCAGCGGUUAGGGAUGUAAAUACCAGCCUACUCAAAAAGAAGUACAACUUCGCCUCCAGGUCCUUCAAAAGAGUUAUUGCCAAGGCAAAGUCGGAACACAUGGCCAGCAUUGGGGAGAGGCUGGUGCGCCUUCCUUCGGGAACUCGUGCGUUCUGGUCUCUCGCCAAGGCUGUCCAGGGGAAUUUUUGUAAGCCGUCCUUACCAUCUCUGCGCAGGGGGGAUGACACGUUGGCCCACACCGCAAAAGAGAAGGCCGACCUUCUUGGCUCUCUUUUCGCGUCCAACUCGACUCUGGAGGACAAAGGUUGCUCGCCGCCGAAAAUCCUGUGCGGUGACACCUUUAUGCCGGAAAUCCAGUUUCGUCAGAGAUUAGUGCGUAAAGUACUUCAAUCUCUGGACGUUAAUAAGUCGAGUGGGCCCGAUGGAAUCCCUCCCAUUGUGCUUAGGACUUGCGCUCCUGAGUUGGCUCCGGUUUUAACGCGCCUGUUCCGGUUCUCCUACUCUGUAGGCGAAGUCCCGAAAUCUUGGAAGACUGCCAUAAUCCACCCGAUCCCUAAGAAAGGCGAUAGCUCGAACCCGUCCAACUACAGGCCGAUUGCCAUCACUCCCUUGUUCUCGAAAGUCAUGGAAACGACCAUCAAUUGCCAGCUUAUGAGAUACCUUGAGGAGCACCAGCUGAUUAGUGAUCGUCAGUACGGCUUCCGUCAACGCCGCUCAGCUGGUGAUCUUCUUGCGUAUCUCACGCAUCGAUGGACGGAGGCAAUCGAGGGCAAGGGGGAGGCCCUGGCGGUUAGUCUGGACGUAGCUAAAGCCUUUGAUCGGGUGUGGCAUAAAGCACUUCUGUCGAAGUUGCCUUCCUACGGGCUACCCGAGAAACUCUGCGAAUGGAUUUCUAGCUUUUUGGAGGGUCGGAGCAUCAAGGUCGUUAUCGACGGCGCAUGCUCUGACCCCAAACCAAUUAACGCUGGUGUCCCACAAGGCUGUGUACUGUCGCCAACCCUGUUUCUUCUGCAUAUCAAUGAUAUGCUGCAAAUUAGCAACAUACAUUGCUAUGCAGACGAUAGCACGGGUGACGCACUGUACACGGCCCGGGCGAACGUUUCUCGGGUUACUGCCUAUGAGAACCGGACUGGACUUGUGUCUAGACUGGAGACCCUAUUGGGUGAAGUCUCGGAUUGGGGUCGACAAAAUCUUGUCGAAUUCAAUCCCAAAAAGACACAAGUCUGCGCCUUUACCGCUAAAAAAGAUCCCUUUGUCGUAAAUCUUCACUUUGAGAACACUCCCCUGGUUGCCUCAGCCAGUAUCGGUAUUCUCGGCGUUGACAUAUCGAGUGACGUUCAGUUUCGCGGUCACUUGGAAGACAAGGCCAAGCUGGCUUCCAAAAAGCUGGGUGUGCUCAGUAGGGCGAAGCAAUAUUUCCAGCCGGGCCACCGCCUACAACUUUAUAAGGCGCAAGUGCGGCCCCAUAUGGAGUACUGCUCGCACCUCUGGGCAGGAGCACCCCAGUACCAGCUUCUUCCA
Papilio xuthus (Asian swallowtail) is the source of this 2577-nucleotide messenger RNA. RefSeq names its product RNA-directed DNA polymerase from mobile element jockey-like. The transcript has a single exon. The record is from RefSeq and is a predicted model, not a curated record. The annotation marks the transcript as partial. Gene Ontology annotation, molecular function: catalytic activity. Lineage: Eukaryota; Metazoa; Arthropoda; Insecta; Lepidoptera; Papilionidae.